AAACCGUUUUAACGGGCGGUUAGCAGUUAGCAUGCUAACGAGCCCGGAGACGCGUUCGCUGCUGAUGACGUAUCAUCGCAGCGUAGGCAACGUCAUUACGCAAAGACGCUGCAGCUUCGGGGAUCCCGGAAGCGUCCUCGCUUUGUUUACGUUCUGCUCUUUGUUCGGUGGGAGUUCCGCCAAAAUGUCCAAAAGACGGUCCAAAAGCAGCGAGAGCCGGAACCUGCGGGCCGCCGUGGAGCAGCAGCUGGCGGCGGCCGCGGAGGAGAUCUUCUGCCUGCUGAAGGAGCGCCGGGAGGCGGCCGUGGAGGAGCUGAGAGACCUGGUCACGGAGCGGGUCACCGCGGCCGUGGACCGCAUCCUCACCGUGUUCCAAGCGACCAGGGCGGCCGAGAGAGGACCGGAGGAGUCCGUCCAGAGUCUCUCUGAUGGGAAACACCUGCAGCAGAACAUCUCUGACGACCGACCAGGUCUGAAGGAACCUCAGCCCGGCACUUCCUCCAGACCAGAGGACGUUUCAGAACCCGACCACCGGCCGGCCUCUCCGGACGACCCGGACGGUGACGAGGAAGAUGACGAUAACGACCAAGAGGCGGCGCCUCACUGCUGCAGAGUGUGCGGGAAGUCCUUCGACAGGAAAGGCUUUUUGAUGAAACACGUGGAGAAACACUUGAAGGAGGCGGAGUCUCUGUGCGGGCUGUGCGGCGAGCGUUUACAAUCCAGUGACGGUCUGAGGCUGCACCUUCAAACGCACCGUGACAGCAGCCGGACCUGCGACGUCUGCGGCAAGAAGUUCCCCUCCAUCCGAGCUCAGGAGACGCACCUGAGGCUGCACACCGGAGAGAAACCGUUCAGCUGCCACUUCUGCGGCAAAGGCUUCAACCAGAAGGGCAACAUGGUGACGCACAUGAGGAUCCACACGGCGGAGAAGCCGUUCAGGUGCAGCGUCUGCCACAAAGAGUUCAGCCACGCCGGCUCUCUGGAGCGACACAUGAAGAACCACAACGGACAGACGCCCUUCAGCUGCAAAGUCUGCGGCAAAGGCUUCAGCAAGAGCGCCGAGCUGAGGCGACACGUCCGGAGCCACGAGUCCGACAGCACGCCUCAGACCAGGGGCAGACGCAGGAAACCGAGUCUGACUCCUUCUCACUGCUGCAAGGUCUGCGGCAACGCCUUCCACAACAAAGGGAACUUUGUGCGGCACGCAGAGACUCAUUUAAACGCUCCCGACUGUCGCUGUGGCGUCUGCGGUGAGCAGUCCGAGACCUCGGAGAGUCUGCAGCUUCACAUCCAGAGCCACAGAGAAACCAGCAGGAUCUGCGACAUCUGCGGCAUCAGCUUCAGGGACAUGGAGAUCCACAUGAGGACGCACACCGGCCAGAAACCCUUCAGGUGCAAAGACUGCAACAAGGACUUCCCCAGGAAAGGUUCCCUGGAGAGACACAUGAAGCUGCACGCCGGCGAGAGGCCCUACAUCUGCGAGUUCUGUGGGAAGACUUUCAUCGAAAACACGGUUCUGAAGAGACACAUCAAGAGCCACACGGGAGGGAAGCCGAGGAUCUACUCCUGCGACGUCUGCGGCAAAAAGUUCACCAUGAGCCAGCACCUGGACGUGCACAAGAGGAUCCACACCGGGGAGAAACCGUACACCUGCAGGGUCUGCGGGAAGAACUUCCGGCAGAUCGGCAACCUGGACUCCCACAUGAGGAUCCACACGGGCGAGAAGCCGUUCAUCUGCAGCCUCUGUGGGAAGAGGUUCCGCCAGAAGAUCUCGCUGGAGACGCACGAGAGAUUCCACAAGAAGGAGAAGCAGUUCAGCUGCCAGCUCUGCAGCAAAGGCUUCGUCCAGAAGAUCGACCUGAAGAGACACAUGCUGACGCACACCGGGGAAAAACCGUACAGCUGCCUGGUCUGCGGGAAGAGGUACCAGGAGAAACGCUCGGUGGACUCGCACAUGAAGGUUCACACCGUAGAACGGGCCGCCAAAGAUUCAGCUGUGACCCCGAACAUGAAACGACAGGAAGGAGUUCAAGCAGACUUCAUCCAGCUGUGACCUGCAGAGGAACACCUGAACUGGGACUCUUUGACUAAUCUGGUCCCGGGGACCAGCUGAGUUCCCCUGAAGGAACUGGCUCUGGGGGAAGGGAUCAGGCGCUGAACUUCUCCAACUGGUCAAACACAAAGCUCAGACAGAAGCUCUGAGGUUGGCUGCAUCUCUGAUGGAUUUUAGAUUUCUAACUUCACUUCCUGUGGUCAGAUUCUGCUGCCUGACCAUGUGACGGCGUUCAGAUACAAACAGAUCAGCUGGCAGACGGCCGGCCAGAUCUUCACCGCGGUCGGUGAGAAGACUUGAAAUCCACAGGUGAUGCAGCGGAGAGAGAACAGCGGCAGUGACGUCACUUCCUGUCGUACAGCAGUAACGUUAGUGUAAAAGUCUGACGGACAGCGUGGCGAACAUGUCUGAAAGGGCUCCUGAUCCUGGUUCAUGUGGUCUAACAGGACCCCUCCUGUGUUGGGAACUGGUUCACGUGUUUGGUUUGAGUCGACCUGCUGUGUGAAUCAGAACCAACGUGUGAAGAAGCCUCAUGUUUCAUUUAAAGAGCACAGAGACACAUUUUACUGUUUUUGGUUUUCAGAGUUUCCCGCUCUGCUGCUUCCUCUUCUAAGACUCUGAGGGACCUGAAGAGACUGAUUCCUGCUGGGUGCAGGAUUUCAGCUGCUCAACAUGUCGGGGUCUGAUUUUAUUAUAUUACUGGUCACUAAAUCCAAAAUGGCCGCCGUAUAAUUAAUCCGUUUGAACAGCUGAUCAGGGUCGUUGUGCUGUUUUUAAUUAAAUAUGAGUUUCCAUGUUUUCACAUCCUCACAGUUUCUUUCGGUUUGCUUUUACACAGCGUGCCGACUUUCUUUAAUCGGGGUUGUGAUGAUCAGCAGCGAGUGAAAUGAUCAGUUAAUUAAUGCAGAAAUCAAUCACCUGCACAUGUUGUUAUUGAUGUAAUGAAGCAGGAUCAGAGGCGUCCGCUGCAGCUCAGGUAGUUUCACUUUUCAGAUCUGAACAAUAAAGAAUGUGUUUUUAAAGUGGAACCAGCUUCCUGUUUCCUGUAAAAACAAACCGACAAUAAAGCGUUUCAGAGUCA
This is a messenger RNA of Micropterus salmoides (largemouth bass), 3134 nucleotides long. RefSeq names its product zinc finger protein 260-like. The transcript has 2 exons. NCBI's taxonomy places the organism in Eukaryota, Metazoa, Chordata, Actinopteri, Centrarchiformes, Centrarchidae. The record is from RefSeq and is a predicted model, not a curated record. The coding region runs from base 32 to 2053 and encodes 673 amino acids.